Trypanosoma rangeli is the source of this 1596-nucleotide messenger RNA. RefSeq lists its product as uncharacterized. NCBI's taxonomy places the organism in Eukaryota, Euglenozoa, Kinetoplastea, Trypanosomatida, Trypanosomatidae. The transcript has a single exon. The coding region runs from base 1 to 1596 and encodes 531 amino acids. The record is from RefSeq and is a predicted model, not a curated record.
AUGAAAAUGUGGCCUCCUUCUGUUAUUGGAAAGGUGUGUUUGCUUGUGGAAGCGGGCGGUGUUCUCCUUUUAAUAUAUGCAGCUUGUCGACAAAUGGGGGGGUUAGUGCAGUCAAGGAAAAAGAAAGCCAGUGAGAGGCAGUCAGAGAAAGACGUGACAGUUUUUCAGAACAGAACUGCACAAACUGUCCCUGUGGAAGUAGUUGUGGAAAGCCUCUCAGCCGGAUGGACCACCGCACCGCCCAUAUUUUACCCACCGAAGUUGGCGGUUAUUCCUAUUUUACGCUUUGAGGUCGUCACGAACGGCGGGGAUUCAGAGCAAAACAAUUUUAUUUUGUGCGAUGGACCUCGGUCUCGUAUGCUUCAAACACCUACAGGAGAUGAAGAAACGGUGUCUUUUUAUAUGGAAUAUCUUAAAAGCAUGCCUCUUUUCCAAACUGUAGCUACUCAGGGAGCAACGGUGUUGCCUCUAAAUGAAGCGGGAUUCUCAUGUGAAACUGAAUGCUUCACCCACGCUGCCAUUAUUCCGGAUAAGAAAAUGGUUAUCGUUUUUGGUUGUCACGGGCCAUAUAUACUUUCGUUUGUCUUAACGCAAUAUACGUCGUCCACUUUAAAUUUGGAAAACGGCAUGGGUUCAGUAGGAAACUUGACUUCUGGUGAUGUCCAAAUGUUGCUUGGGGCAUGCCGCCUUGUACCUUUGGUGAAUGGACUGUGUCUUCCUGGAACUCCAGUAGGUGCUCGAAAGGGUUCUCUGCGAUUGACGUACCGACAUGGGAAUAACAUACUUGUGUUCGCCCUCUCAUCCUUGGUGGCUGUGCGCCAGAAUGUGGAAAGGGAUGGAAAAAGAAAUAAAGAUGCAUUGGAUCCACUCUUUUUUCUUGAGGGUGAUGUUUUACCAGAUAAAAGAAUUGUUGUCGGUGGCGAUACCCUGGACGCACUUGUGAAGGGCAUCUCUGUUGACGCACUAUUCCCGUCCUCGACGCCCGCCAACCCACCUGUGUCAUCGUUUUUCUCUCUGGUCACAGUGGAAGAGCUCGUGGGUUGUGUGGAAAACGGAGCUGGUGAUCGUGCACCGCCCCUACACGAAGAUGAUGUCAUGAAAAUUGUUUUUUCGCAUCCUCACCUCGGUGUCAGCUUUUCCGUCAAUCCGAAAUCAGGUGUCGUUCACGAGCCGAUUUUAACGGAGGAUCUUCUUCUGCUGUAUUACCCGUUGGGUGAUGAAACCCAUUACUCUAUGUCGUCUGGGCAGAGAGGGGACGAUGCACCUCCACGAGUCUCUAUUCGUCGCCUAACGCAACUUCCACCGACAUGGGAGAAGUUUCUUUCCACAGAGGAUGAGUUGAAGCACAACGUUCUUUUCCACUUUACAGAUUGGACCAGCGAAAGGGUUCCCUGCAACAUGUGCGACGUUAACGGCUUGCAAGGCGUCCAGCUGUUUGAGUCCAAGGAGGACCACAGCUGCCGCACGUACGUGAUUCCACGUGACGGCGCGAUUUUGGUAAUUCGCUGGGAAACGAAAACCAGAGAUUGGGCCAUGUACUUGCCUCUUCUGCAGAAGUUUCUUGACUCCCUGCUUCUAGAAGAUUUUUCGGCGUAA